Molecule: messenger RNA, 720 nt
Organism: Linderina pennispora
Lineage: Eukaryota; Fungi; Kickxellomycota; Kickxellomycetes; Kickxellales; Kickxellaceae
Exons: 2
Coding region: 53-667 (204 amino acids)
Source: RefSeq, a predicted model, not a curated record
CUGAAACCAGUAUACAACCCUGCCUCAUACAACCCUCUAAACGCUCUUACAAAUGAACUCUCAUUCACUUGCCAUCUUGCUCUUGGCUGCCACUGCUGCACCCGCAAACUCGCUUCCUGCCGGUCCUGCCGGUCCUGCCAACCCCGCUGGUCCAUCUCCCGCUGCUGUGCCACCAGAGAACCUAAGUGAGAAGCUGUCCAACCUCGAUAACUUUUCCACUAACCCUAUCCCUGAUCAGGACAAUUUUAUACCUGCUGCCAGCCUGAACCAGCCCAAAACGCCGGUUGACUCUCCGCAGUUUUUCCUUCCUUUCAUGCCGCUCUCGCUCCAGCAGAUCCAGCAGCAGCAGCAGCAGCUCAUGCAGCAGAUCAAGAACAAGCAUCAGUCGCAGCAGAUCAAGAGCCAGCAACAACCGCAACAGCAACCGCAGCAGCAAAACUCUGCUGAUAAACUGUCGCACCAGUUCUGGGUCCAUCCGGACGGCAGCGUGUUCCGGCCGGCUCCCGGAGAUAUUUCCAGUGAUUCAACCGACGCCCCGUCCAAGCAGCUUAGCCGCCGCUGGUUCCCUGGCUAUGGCCCGUAUGGCGGCCACUACCCAGCAUAUCCCCCUUACUCGGGCCUUGACCUUGAUCUUGGUCUCGGUCUCAGUCUCGGACUGCACAUCUAACCACCACUGUCCUUCUACAUUAAAUUACGUUGUUAUUACUCGCAUCAACAAUA